Linderina pennispora is the source of this 841-nucleotide messenger RNA. RefSeq names its product DNA glycosylase. NCBI's taxonomy places the organism in Eukaryota, Fungi, Kickxellomycota, Kickxellomycetes, Kickxellales, Kickxellaceae. Bases 30 to 806 code for a protein of 258 amino acids. Gene Ontology annotation, biological process: base-excision repair, AP site formation. The transcript has a single exon. The record is from RefSeq and is a predicted model, not a curated record. Gene Ontology annotation, molecular function: mismatch base pair DNA N-glycosylase activity.
CAUUAAACACCAUCCAUUAAGCACAACCCAUGCCCCCUGUAACGAGAGCCCGCGCCAGAAAGAGUCACCAGCCACCAGCCAGGAAGCAGACGGAGAAGAAGCAGACGAAGAAGCAGCACCGGCUCACUGCCGACGAGCAGGAGAUGGCCGCCUUUGCGCCAGUCCCCGAGACGAUCCGGCCGGGCUUGGACAUUCUGUUUGUGGGCAUCAACCCAGGGUACACCAGCGGAUACAAGCAGCUGCACUUUGGCAACCCACAGAACUACUUCUGGAAGGGACUGUUCGAGUCUGAUCUGAUUCCGGAGCCCAUCCCACCGGAGCAGGGCCAUCUGCUGCACGAGAAGUGGAACAUGUCCAUCGUCAACCUGGUCCAGCGCACCACGCGCUCGACCAGCGACCUGAGCGCCAGGGAGAUGCGCGAGGCAGUGCCCGAGCUGUGCCGCAAGAUCACUGCGAAUCCGCCCAAGAUCGUGUGCUUUGUCGGCAAGGGCAUUUACCAGGUCUUUGCGAAUGCAAAGCAAUUCGAGCUGGGGCUGCAGCGCGAGGUCUACGAAUUCGACAGCAGCGCGACAGCCAGCUGUCCGCCGCUGCAGCCAGGCAAGCUGGAGCAGGGCAAGUUCGCGUACCUGUUCGCCAUGCCGUCGACCAGCGGACGCACGGCGGCGUACCAGAACGCGGAGAAGCUGCUGUUCUUCAGGCAGCUCAAGUACAUCCGCGACUGUGCCGGCAGCGGCAUCGAGCCGGACCCAGAGCACCUGCAAGACAUUGGCCCGCGCACACGAUCCAGAUAUUUUGUGGCCCGUUAGAGGCAAUCUAAUUUCUUUGAAGACAAAAAAACGAC